CACCUGCUGUAAACAAAAUCUUCGCAACGGACCAAGAAAAUCGAGGAGUAUGAACUGGGAAAAUAAAUUUUCCUCCAUACUUCGUGAAACAGAGUCAAAUCUCUCAAAGGCUAAGAGAAAACUCUAUACGCCAAAACAUGGUUACCCAGAUUUAACCAGCAGAGGCUUCAGCAGUUCUCUUCCAAUGAGGCGUGCUUCCUCACUGUUAGACAUGUCAGGAUAUAUGCCUGUGAUGACAAGUACCCCACAGCUGGCUGCCCCUCCCCAAACAUCUAUCACCUCAUCUCAACUUGUCAGCUCCUUACAAGAAAAGAUGGAGCAACAGAACAGGCUUAUUGAUCAGCUGAUGCAGAUGGUCAACAAACUGGAAACUGACAGAAACAAUUACAGUGAACAGAUGAGAGAUGUUAGAGAUCAGUUAUAUCACCUGAGAACCCACAGUCCAAAACCUGACAGAGGUAUAGAUGUUGAGAACAAAAUUGACCAACUACGAAGAGACUUACAAAGCGAGAUUAACAGCCUACACAUCCAGCUACAGAGAAACUCAGUGGACCACACAAUACAGAGGGACAUCAGGGAUUUGAAAAACAAUGUCCAGGACGACCUUGACCUGAUGAGGAGAGACAUAGACAUACUGAAGUCUAGGAUUGGUAAAGUAGAAAAUGAAUUGUCAUCUGUUGUGAAAAGCAGAAGGGGUGUGUCCCAAUAUGAGAAGGUACAGAAUCACCAGUCUUCCCUAACUUCAACUGCAGACACCUGGAGUAGAGUCAGGGAUCAGUAUCAGAUACAGGACCUCAGGUCUACUGUGUCGUCAUUGAAAAACAAGGUGGAUAAUUUGGAGUACUCUGUAGGGAGUGGAUCAGUGACACCGAAACAGAAAUACACAUCCAACAGCGGGGUACACACUCCUCUAUACAUCAACGCAAAGUCCUCCACCCUCUAUGAUAAUGGUUAUAAAUCAGAACAAUCUGUGAAUAGUGUAAUGGACUUGGAUGACCUUGACCUUUCUGAUGAUGAUGAAAGCACUGAUUUUGAAAUGUUUAAUCCUCAGAAAGCCCAGAUCAGCUCUACCUUAGUUGACUCAGAUGAAGACAUUAACCUUUCUGACCUUGACCUUAGUGAUGACGACCCCUUGGUUUUAUAAUAUUUUACAUGUAGAUAUUUCUCUUGCCUAAUUCAUUUACAUAUGUACCAUGUACUCCUUCUCUGUGACAUAUUUCAAUUAUUUGUAAUGCAAUUUUUUUUUUCAUAUUAUUAAAAAUACAUGUGGUAAA
Saccostrea echinata is the source of this 1274-nucleotide messenger RNA. RefSeq lists its product as uncharacterized. Lineage: Eukaryota; Metazoa; Mollusca; Bivalvia; Ostreida; Ostreidae. The transcript is spliced from 11 exons. The record is from RefSeq and is a predicted model, not a curated record. Bases 50 to 1144 code for a protein of 364 amino acids.